AUGAGCUCCCCUCAACAGGGCCCAAGGAGAGGCCAGAGGACGCGGAAGGCAACUGCAAAGGGCCGCAAUUAUAUAGAUUCCCUUGUCAGCAAGGCUGCGACCAGACGCAUUCAGAAUGCUCAGGCUCAAGCUCAAUCAACCGCCGUGGCCAAUACUCCUGUAACUAACACUACCAAUAGGGCUACCUCUAGCCAAGGCGAUGCCAACGGGGGGGCUCGGAGGUCAAAACGAAGCCAAGGGCGGGUCGAUGGCAAAGCCCCAGAUGGAACGUCCUGCAACACAGGGAGAUCCAGCAAGCGGCGUCGAGUGUCUGGACCUGGUCCUUCACUCGAAGGAUUCAUGAUCAAGCUGUACGCCGAAAUCCACCAUGCCGCUACAGUUAGGACGAUGGGACAAUGGGAGCGCUAUUGGACACAGCGUCUACUUCGACAACCCCGAACCCUACGCUUCUUUGAUCUCUCGGCAGUAAGCACUCGUCGACCUUUAAGGGAAAGGCUGAACAAGUUUGAAAGCACCGAUCCUAAGGCGAAGAGGGUUGCUAACCUCGCAAAAGAUGACGUAAACAUCGACUAUGCCCAGAGGCUGACAGAUCUCUGCGAUGAGCCAAACCUUCUCCUUCUGACUAUUUGUGCACACUCCAAAAGCUUCCGCGACGCAGUUGCUCGCAGCGACGCGGAGAGCAGAGCACAAGGGAAACCCGAAUGGAGCGACAUCUACCCCCGAAUCAAACAGUGCGCGUCAAGCCUGGAACUCUUUGCCAGAACGCACAAAUUCGAGUGGAAAGACGCCCUCUUCACCUUCAACGACCACUUUACCGAUCUUCUUAAAAUUGUAUAUAAGGACUGUCGAGACGUCCAUGGCAAGGACGGUUUCAAUUUCGGAAUCGGCCAGAAAGACCUCAGAGAGAUCCAUCAGAUCGGCGCCGAAGACAAGCACAUGGUUCAGCAUCACUGGGUUUUGCCCCCCGUGGACGGGGAACCAGCUGUCUGGCCAUCAGUCAAAUGCACCAUCACACAAGACGUCAUCAGGGCCGGAUUUGUCGACGGCGACCUCGCGAUUGCAGGCAUUCCAGAGGAGGGAGAUAACCUUGAAAUCAACCCGGCGUCGAUACUUCCACCGAACUCGAAGGUCACGCUCCAGCAAUUCAACAUUGAGCAAUGCGUCGUCCUUCCGGACUAUCCCUGGCCCGAGGAGACACACAAGGUGGUCUACGAAGAUGGCGCCGUCUACGAAGACCCAGCCUUCUGCGGGUUCCCAGGAAACCCUUGCACAGCGUGCGGAGCCGAAGAACCCGAACCCGCGCCUGUCAUCUCGAUUAACCACGACACUGACGCUGACGGCGAGACCGACUUGGAUAGCGCCGAUGUCGCGGCUCCAGGGAAUGAGCAGCAGCAGUCUUCGGGCAGAGCAUGCAAAUGCACAUUCGCCGAUCUCUGCAAGCGGCACAACAAACCCCCGCAGGACAGCCACCACGACAUCCUUGUCGAGCUGUAUACCACCAAGGAGAAAGGCAGGGGUGUCCGCGCGCUCCAAACGAUUCGGCCAGGCACCUACCUGGGCGAAUACACGGGCGAGAUCUACGCGGUGCAGCCGGCCGCCAACAAGAUCGCCGGCUCGAUGCAAAACCACCGGUACGGGGUCAUGACGUACCACAUGAACAUGGACAUCGAGCGGGCGGACGACUACGCCGCCACCGGCGCCAGACGCAAAGGGGGGAGUGUCAAGACGACAAUCUCGCGGGGCCAAUACCGACCGCAGUAUACGAUUGACGCGACGCACAGGGGCAGCUGGACGCGAUACAUCAACCACUCGUGCGCGCCCAACACAGCCUACGUCGUCGUGAGCCUGGGCCAGCGCACCCGCGUCGUGGUCCGGGCGAGGCGCAGGAUCGCCUUCGCGGAGGAGCUCACAGUCGACUACGGUAGGGGCUACUUUGAUAACCUGCGCAUGGUGUGCCGCUGUGGGGAGCCGAGGUGUAGGCACAAGACUGUUGUUGACCGAGCGAGCGCGAGCGGAAGGGACAGCGAGAGUGAGAGUGGGAGCGGUAGUGGGAGUGGCGAGGCUGAGGAGGAAUAG
Molecule: messenger RNA, 2076 nt
Organism: Cladophialophora bantiana CBS 173.52
Lineage: Eukaryota; Fungi; Ascomycota; Eurotiomycetes; Chaetothyriales; Herpotrichiellaceae
Exons: 1
Coding region: 1-2076 (691 amino acids)
Molecular function (GO): protein binding
Source: RefSeq, a predicted model, not a curated record